Stegastes partitus (bicolor damselfish) is the source of this 3526-nucleotide messenger RNA. It is a transcript of the gene tmem175, whose product is annotated as transmembrane protein 175. Lineage: Eukaryota; Metazoa; Chordata; Actinopteri; Pomacentridae. Bases 111 to 1676 code for a protein of 521 amino acids. The record is from RefSeq and is a predicted model, not a curated record. Gene Ontology annotation, molecular function: proton channel activity; potassium channel activity. The transcript has 10 exons.
CUCUCCGUGGCCCCGCCCUCCGUCAGCUGUCAGUCGGCCGCCUGCAGUCGCUCAGCCCGCUGCCUCCAUGGUCCCGUCCGCGGCUCCUGCGCCCCUGUAGCUCCUCCACCAUGGGGGACAACGACGACAGCGACAUCAUCGAGCACCACGUCGAGGAGGAGAUGGAGAAGAAGGGCAGCCACGCAGCGUCCUCCUCCUUCCUGCUGGAGAGCGUCAGUCCGUCCGAGCGCGAGGCCCACAGCAGCACCCAGUCCUCCCACAGACUGCUGGCCUACAGCGACGCCCUCAUCUCCAUCAUCGCCACCGUCAUGAUUUUACCCGUCGCUCACACCAAAAUGGAAGACAACGAGGAGUUGAGACAAAGCGUUCAGCUUCUGCUCACAACCAAGAUCGCUGUUUACUUAAUGACGUUCCUCAUCGUGACUGUUGCCUGGGCCGCCCACAUCAGAUUGUUUCAGGUGAUUGUGCGCAUCGAUGACUGUCUCGCUCUGCUGAACCUUGCCUGCAUGAUGCUGAUAACCUUCCUGCCGUACACGUUUUCCUUGAUGGCGACCUUCCCUGAGAACGUCCUGGGGAUCUUGCUGUUCUGCGGCUGUGUGAUGGUGAUCGGAGUCAUUCAGUCGCUGAUCGUGCUGUACGCCUUCAGCCGGCCCUUCCUGCUCAACGAACAGAUCCAGAUCUCUGAGAACCAGACCUACUACAAGCACCACAUCCUCAAAGUCAUCAUGAGAGUUCCCAUCAUGUGCCUCUUCGCCAGCAUCUUCUCCUUCAUCUUCUUCCAGCUGUCCUACGUGCUCUUAGCCAUCGUCAUCUUCCUGCCCUACAUCUCCCAGUGUUUGAAGUGGUGUCGCAGCAAAGCCAUUGGUCAGGUGGAGGAGACUCCAGACUCCAUGUUGUUUUACACCUACCUGCCCAACGAACCCCUCAGCAAGGACCGCGUGGAGGCUUUCAGUGACGGAGUUUACGCCAUCGUAGCGACGCUGCUCAUCCUGGACAUAUGCGAGGACAACGUUCCCGACCCGAUGGUGGUGAAGAAGCAGUUCGGCGGCAGCCUGAUCGCGGCGCUGCAGGUCUACGGUCCGGAGUACCUCGCCUACUUUGGCUCCUUCGCCACCGUUGGCCUCCUCUGGUUCGUCCAUCACUCGCUCUUCCUCCACGUCACCAAGACGACGCGCUUCAUGGGCCUCCUGAACACCUUCUCGCUGGCGUUCGUCGGAGGUUUGCCGUUAGCCUACCAGCUGACGCACGAGUUCCCGCGCAACUCUCGCAACGAGCUGGAGGCCAUUCAGAUCAGCUGUGUCAUCAUUUUCUUCGCGGGAAUAUUUCAGCUCGCCAUCUGGGUGGUCGCGCUUUACAACGAGCAGGAGACUCUGCACCCGUACGUACGCUACGGCGGACGCGAGCACGUGUUUAUGCUAGCCAAGCUAGCUCUGUACCCCUGUGUAGCUUUGGGGACGUUUUUCCUGACGUGCAUUUUGAGUAAAUUUAGCGCCCCAAUUUUCCACCUGAUGGAGAUCACGGUGCCUUUUGCUUUUCUUGUGUUGAGGAUUUUAGUGCGCAUCGGGCUCGCGCUGCUGAGGCUGAUUUUCUGCCCCGACAGGCCCGAUCCGAGGACGGUGGUGGUGGAGGAGGAAGGUGACGAAACAAGAGUGCCGUUUAAUGCUUUAGUCACUUAGCUAGCUUGACGGGAGGGAAUGAAGAGUUGCUGCUUAGGUUUGACCUCAUCGGGAGCAUGUUGGGGUUUAAAUUAGGAACAAAAGGGUGGUUUGUUCUUUUGCUCACCGUUUAAACUGGUUCAAAUCUCACGAAGGAGCUGGUGCAAAUGGGAUUAGACAUCACCGCUCACAUUGAUGGAGAAAUCUAGAUCCCAUACGGGUGAAGAAAACUUACCGAUACUGGAAGCCAAAGCCUACUGAUUCAGUUGAUUUUCUUAACAGUAACAGGAAGAACAACCUAACGCUAGUCUGAUCAGACUCCUACAUCACUCUUUUGUGCAAAGUACAGUCCGUCCAACUGCUGUGGGUUUGAUCCAGCCUUUAUUCAUUCUUUUUUUUUACCUUUGUAACAUGUUCGGCCAGAUUCAGCUGCAGAAAGUCGUGCGUGAGUACUGAUGACCGAAUUAUUUCUAAGUACGUUGCAGGGAAAGAUGUAACUGCAGCACAAACAGGCGUGGGUUUAAGUCUGGGCACUUUAAACUUUGUACUGAUAAGAAAAGGCCAUAAACUUUCAAAUUGCACUAUUUAAAGUGUUUUCAGUCCGAUAUGUGUGAGUGUGAUACCUCCAGGAAUGUACUCAUCUUUUUUUGAAUUCAUCUCGGUGUUGCGUCGUAUUUAAAUACGAUUAGAAGACUGUGCACUUCAAUCCCUCCUGAAACAUGUAAACGUAGUAAAGGGUCAAAUUGAGCAUGUCUGGGUCACGUUUUUCAGUUUUGUGUUCGACAUACCAAUAUCAGGUUUUCUUGACAAUUCAGGAUUUGAAGUCAAAAAUCCAAGAUUCUCAUUGGAACAUCCAAACACGUUAGUCGUCCUGAUUUCUCCAGCAGGGGUCGCUGUUUGCCACGUUCAUCACUUUAAUGUAGGGAUGCACAACGCUGGACUUGUGCCAAUAUCCAAUAUGCUAAUACUGAUUUAUGCACGUAUGUUUUUCCAGCUGGUCUUUCCUGUCGUGGAUUUAACAUUUUAUUAUGCUAAUUCUUACAGUGUGGACUCACUGGUAGCUGCUUUAAAAAACAUAUGCUUUCACUGGGAACAACAAGAAAUCUACUCCAUCAACAGAAGUGUGAACCUUCAGUCUGCUGAUAUUUAAUCUUAAAAGCCGAUAUCGUUGUGCAUCCCGACGUUAAUCAUGAUAUUUGUGUUUUAAUGCUGACUCGGAGGGGACUUAAACGUGACACGCACUUUAAUAAAAACUUCCCCGGGGGAUGGAGAAGAGUUAAGUUAUACUGACAGGGACGAAAUAUCAACAAGAAGUUAUAUUUUUUAAGAUGAGGAGUGAGAAGAAAAAAAAAAAAACAACUCAGCUGGCUCUGAAUGUGGACAUUUUGACUCAUCUUUUUUUUUUCACAUUUCGCUUCACUUUCAGAUUCAAACUGCAUAAAAUCUGGUUUUAUUUGACGUGUAUUCUGUAUCUGUUGUGAUCUGUAAUCAUGUCUGGUAAAUGAUUUUAUAGAUAUAGAUAUCAUUUUGUUUCCUCAUCUGUCAUGUAGCCAAAAUAAUAAACAUGCUGUCAGAUAUUUUGACCCAAAAUGAAAAACUAUAUUUAUAUAUCACACGUUAAAAAACAUGCUUUCUUUAGAACUCAGUCUUUUUUUGUGUGUGUUGCCUUUCUCCAACUUGUUUCUCGAGGCCAGAAUAGUCGACAGUGAACAUCUGAGGCGCUCUAAUGCUUAAAUGUCUGUUUGUAAAAGCUGCAUCACGCUGCGUCUGCUCUUUCACACUCUGCCAAAAUCUAUUUUUUAAAUGUCAAAACACAAACUGUCAAGCUUUGUUAAUGUGAAUAAAUCUGAAGUUGGUCCUUUAAUGUGAAA